Zingiber officinale is the source of this 761-nucleotide messenger RNA. RefSeq lists its product as uncharacterized. Lineage: Eukaryota; Viridiplantae; Streptophyta; Magnoliopsida; Zingiberales; Zingiberaceae. The transcript has 3 exons. Bases 1 to 639 code for a protein of 212 amino acids. The record is from RefSeq and is a predicted model, not a curated record.
AUGCUGCGCGCCUGCAAAGAAAGCAAAAUAUCAAAGUCGCAGGCUAGGGUUUUUUUUCCCAUCUCUCGCCGCGAAGGAGGUUUCGUGCGUCGUUCCCAUCUCUCGCCGCGAAGUCGCUCCUCCCUCUCUCGCCGAGAAGCUUCCCUACUGUCGCUCCUCCCUCUCUCGCUGAUAAGCUUCUCUACCGUCGCUCCUCCCUCUCUCGCCGAUAAGCUUCUCUACCGUCGCUCCUCCCUCUCUCGCCGAGAAGCUUGCCGCCUCCCUCUACCGUCGCUCCUCCCUCUCUCGCCGAGAAGCUUGCCGUUUCGCAGUCUCUCCUCCCUCUCUCGCCGCCGUAGGAACAACUUCACCGAGACGCAAGACAACCUCCUGGACUGCGGACAAAGAACAUUGGUGUGUGUUUCUAGAUCAACCAAGAAUCCUGGAAGACAGUAUUACAGCUGUAGGCAACAUGGAUGGCAAAAGUGGGUGACGCCCGAUACUAGUUCAUCUAGUAAUAUUGAAAGUGAACACAAUGCUUUUCAUGGACAUAACCCAAGAAUAAUCCAAGUACCGAAAUUCAUUUGGAUAUCAGUGAUGGUCAACUUGAUUCUCUUAGCCAUAAUCUUGAUUGUGUUGUUAGUUUAUCUUGUUAGUUAGUGUUAAGUAAUGUUCAUGUUGUAAUGUAACUGGCUAAAUGUUUGUAAUUCUGGACCAAAGUUAAUUUGUUAGUUGGUGUUGGAAACAUUAAACAUUGUUGCAUAAUAUUGGUGUUACAAUUG